Molecule: messenger RNA, 3185 nt
Organism: Osmerus eperlanus (European smelt)
Lineage: Eukaryota; Metazoa; Chordata; Actinopteri; Osmeriformes; Osmeridae
Gene: rfwd3
Product: ring finger and WD repeat domain 3
Exons: 13
Coding region: 216-2417 (733 amino acids)
Biological process (GO): interstrand cross-link repair; protein ubiquitination
Cellular component (GO): nucleus
Molecular function (GO): protein binding; ubiquitin-protein transferase activity
Source: RefSeq, a predicted model, not a curated record
UGAACACCAGCGCGGGAGUUCGAGCUUUCCUUUCCGAAUGACCUGAACCAGCAAACACGAUGACGCUGGAAGGAAAGCGAUGAACUAGCAAUCACAAUAAACCAGUUUGUCAGUUCAUUUAACACGCUGGCUAAACCAUGUAGUGGGUCAUGGCAUUAUAUGGAAUUUGACUGAAACGCCUAUUUCCAAUAUCCACCAAACCAGACCAUCGUGUGAUGGAGCUCAUGGAGGCCAUGGAAGUUGACUUCCAGCUGCAGGGCUCCAGUAGGCAGACCGACGCAGCCGUCCUGCCGCGGGUCCAGUCACCUGCUGCAGCACCAGAGCAGGACCAGGCCCCCAUCAUCAUCCCCGACUCUGGCAGCAGCACGGAUGUCGAAGAUGAGGACGAGAGAGACGCUGCUGUCCGUGACCCACCCCGGCUACUGACCACCUGGGCUUUCAGCCGAAGGGCCGAAGGGGGCCUGGCAGCCCGGGCCACUGCUUCAGCCAGCCAGGGAGUGAGGACACACAGGAGAGCCAGGCCUGGUCUCAGAGUCCACUACCCCAGCCAGACCACUGCUCCUUCCGGCCGCUUCAGGGACUUCCUACUACGAGUCCCAGCAGCCAGUGCGGCGGAGCCUGACUCAGGAAGCACGACGGAGAUCAGCGAAUCAGAAGAUGAGGCGGAGCCUCCGGCGCCGACGGAGCCUCCAGAUCCCACGUUACCCACAAGCCCCCGUCUACCCCCCUCCGUCGCUGCCACCCCUCCACAGGAGCCCAGCCACGCAGCUGCAAACACAGUGUUUACACUGUCCUCUCUGCUGGCAGUGGAAGAGAGGACAGAGGAAGAGAGGACAGAGGCAGAGAGGGCAGAGGCUAGAGGUCAAGUAUCUUCUGAGUCUGUGCUAGCUCCGCUGGCUGUGGUGGGGGCUCCCCCGAGGCAGGAGGAGGAGGGGGAGGGGGAGACCUGCUCCAUCUGCUUUGAGCCCUGGACCACAGCCGGGGACCACCGCCUGGCUACGCUGCGCUGCGGACAUCUCUUCGGCAAAACCUGCAUCGAGCGCUGGGUGAAGAGCCAAGGCCAGGAGGCCAAGUGUCCUCAGUGCAACAAGAAGGCCAAGCGGUCAGACAUCGUGCUGCUGUACGCGCGCAAGCUGAGAGCGCUGGACAACACUGAGCAGGAGGGGAUGAAGAAGUCUCUGGAACAGGAGCAGUCCCGGCGGAGGAAGGCGGAGCUGGAAUCAGCUCAGUUCCGUCUGCAGCUGCAGGUGGUGACGGACGAGAACGGAAAACUACGCAGGCAGCUGCAGGAGCUGAGGACCCUGAUGGCCCAGACAGGAGGCCGGUCAUCCCAGACCCCCGGGGCCUCCCUCCAGGGCCAGAGGCAGGACGGCAGCCAGGGAGGCCACCACUACGUGUUCUCUAAGGCCGUGCUGGUUUCCCAGGCGGGGGGGUGCAGGGUCCUGUCCUACUGUGAGCCCCUCAGCUGCCUGCUGGCCUCGCAGCCCUCCCCCCAGGCCACCCUGGUCCCUGGAUGCGGGGUUAAGAAGGUUAGCACAGUCACCAUGAAGGCCUGCCAGUAUGUACCCAUCCAUAUCAAGCAGAUCCGAGGCCUGGCCUUCAACAGUCAGGCCGACAGCCUACUGCUCUCUGCUGCCCUGGACAACACCAUCAAACUAACCAGCCUAAUCACCAACACGGUGGUGCAGACAUACAACACAGGCAAGCCGGUGUGGAGCUGCUGCUGGUGCCUGGACAACAGCACCUACGUGUACGCAGGCCUGAGUAACGGCUCUGUGCUGGUGUACGACACCAGAGACACCAGCACACACGUGCACGAGCUGCAGCCCCUACGCUCCAGGUGUCCCGUUGCAUCCCUGUCCUACGUGCCUCGUGCUGCCUCUAGCUCUUUCCCCUGUGGAGGCCUGAUCGCCGGCUCCCUGGAGGGGGGCUGCUUCUGGGAGCAGCUGGACGGGACCACCUACCGACCACACCUGUUGCCCCUGGAGACCGGCGGCUGUACAGACAUCCAGGUGGAGGCCGAGAGCAGGCACUGUCUGGUCACCUACAGGCCAGGGCGCUCCAGCGCGUACCUGCGCUGCGUUCUGAUGGAGCUGGCCCGGACCCCCCAGCUGGACUCGGCCCAGGAGCCCAGCUGCUCCUGCUACCCCGUCCAGACCUUCAACGCCGGCGCCUCCUGCAAGCUGCUGACCAAGAACGCCGUGUUCAGGAGCCCGGCAGGGGGGGGCUCCUCCCUGGUGUGUGCAGGAGACGAGGCCUCCAGCUCCACCAUGGUGUGGGAUGCCAGCAGCGGCGCCCUGGUCCAGAAGCUCCCGGCAGACCUGCCUGUGCUGGACAUCUGCCCGUUCGAGGUGAACCAGGACAGCUACCUGGCCUCGCUCACAGAGAAGAUGCUGAAGAUUUACAAGUGGGAGUGACAGAGAAGAACAGGAAGUGGGAAGGACACACAGGAAGUAGGAAGGACACACAAACAAACCAGCAUUCAUCCAGUGUACGAUUUAAGCCAUUGUUUUGUAUGAAUGACAUUCAUUUGUACAGUCUCUUCCUGUCCCAAAUAGACUAGGAGCACAACAGAGCAGAGAUAUUAUUGUUUGGGUCAGACUUCCUAGUGGUUAUUGUACUCUGCUGUUAGCAGGUAACUGGAGUGCCUGAACGGAUAUGCCACUGUCUUAAAUGUUUACAUUAAACUGUUUUCAUCAGACGGAAGCAUAUUGAACCGUAGAGAAGAUGAUGGUGUUCCUGAACAGUAGUAAAGGGCUCAAAAUGCCACAACAGAUGUGACAGGAAUAUACAGCUGCAGUCGCUAGGCCUUGUGUGUGGAUAGAUUUAGAAGACCUGGUCUCUGCAGACCUGGACCUGGUCUCUUCAGACCUGGUCUCUGCAGACCUGGAUCUGGUCUCUUCAGACCUGGUCUCUGCAGACCUGGACAGUGCUUUGUCUUCUCAUGGCUGUUGGUCUGGUUGGAGUCAAGAAUCCCUGAGCACGGUAACAUCCCAUAUUCAGAUCAAUGCAGUUUUAUCAGCAGACAAGACCUCAGUGAUGGACCGUGUGUUAGAAAGAUGGGCUGGUUUUGUCUUUUUAUUUUCUCUACUUUGUUUCCAAAGGAAAUUGUCUAAGUGCAUAUGUAUAUAUUUCAGUCUUACUAUUGUGUACUAUUUUAAAAUUUAAUAAAAAUUCGUAUUCAA